AUGGCAACUCUGCAAAAAUUCAAGCUUUUAGCGACCCAAUGUGCUGUAGCAGCUGGAAGCCCAACUCGAAGCCCAACAACUAGCCCAGUCAUUCAUCUCCGCCGCCGUAAAACUCUCCGAAUGCUCCUCACCCGCAGCGCCAGCGCCAGCAGCGACGGAGGAACUGAUCGACGGCUAUUGUCCGAGGACGAUGCGUCGCCGGAUCGGAUUUUCAGCGACGGAGAUUCGCCGGAUAAUAAGGAAGUGGUGGUGAGAAACAAGCUUAAGGAUUUGUUCGUUUCGUCGCCGGAAAAUUCGAGAGAGGGAUUUUCACCGGAAAUUUCUAGUGCCGGUGGUAGUAUCGGAUCGGGAGUCAGGAGAAUUCGGCCAUUGACGGCAACUUUCCGGCAACGGUUGCUUAGGAGGGUUUGGAGACCGAUGCUUGUGAGUAUACCUGAAUAA
Molecule: messenger RNA, 441 nt
Organism: Nicotiana tabacum (common tobacco)
Lineage: Eukaryota; Viridiplantae; Streptophyta; Magnoliopsida; Solanales; Solanaceae
Source: RefSeq, a predicted model, not a curated record